UUUAAUUCCUUCAGAAGGACUAAUAUCGUACUGCAACAUUUGCCCUGGAAUCAAGCAUUUCUCCAAGAAGCCCUGGUUGCCUUUAUUGGAGAAUUGCAUUUAGAAAUCAGGAUCUGAGCUCUGGGAGUGCUCUUUGCUACUGGGAUGUCAUGGCUUUCUCUCCAGGAAUAGAGCUAGAGUAAUAGAAUGUCAAAGCACACGGAUGCAGCAGAAGUACUGUUGGAAAGAAAAGGUUGUGCAGGAGUGAUAACACUAAACAGACCAAAGUUACUAAAUGCACUGACUUUUAAUAUGAUUCGGCAGAUUUAUGCACAGCUAAAGAAGUGGGAACAAGAUCCUGAAACUUUCCUGAUCAUUAUAAAGGGAGCUGGAGAAAAGGCUUUCUGUGCUGGGGGUGAUAUCAGAGUGAUCUCAGAAACUGGAAAGACAAACCAGAAGAUAUUUCAAGAUUUCUUCAGAGAAGAAUAUAUGCUGAACAAUGCUAUUGAUUCUUGUCAGAAACCAUAUGUUGCACUUAUUCAUGGAAUUACAAUGGGUGGGGGAGUUGGUGUCUCAGUUCAUGGGCAAUUCCGAGUGGCCACUGAAAAGUCUCUUUUUGCAAUGCCAGAAACAGCAAUAGGACUAUUCCCUGAUGUGGGUGGAGGUUAUUUCUUGCCACGACUUCAAGGAAAACUUGGUUACUUCCUUGCAUUAACAGGAUUCAGGCUGAAAGGAAGAGAUGUGUACACAGCAGGAAUUGCUACGCACUUUGUAGAUUCUGAAAAGUUGGGCAUGUUAAAAGAAGAUUUAUUAGCCCUGAAGUCUCCUUCAAGUGAAAAUAUUGCAGAUGUCUUAGAAACUUACCAUACAAAGUCCAAGAUUGAUCAAGACAAGUCUUUUAUACUUGAGGAACACAUGGACAAAAUAAACAGUUGGUUCUCGGCCAAUACUGUGGAACAGAUUAUUGAAAAUUUACAGCAAGAUGGUUCAUCUUUUGCCCUCGAGCAGUUGAAGGUGAUUAAUAAAAUGUCUCCAACAUCCCUAAAGAUCACACUAAGACAACUCAUGGAGGGGUCCUCAAAGACCUUGCAAGAAGUAUUAACUAUGGAAUAUCGGCUGAGUCAAGCUUGUAUGGGAGGCCAUGACUUUCAUGAAGGCGUUAGGGCAGUUUUAAUAGAUAAAGACCAGAGUCCAAAGUGGAAACCAGCUGAUUUAAAAGAAGUUACUGAUGAAGAUUUGAAUAAUUAUUUUAAAUCUCUGGGAAGCAAUGAUUUGAAAUUUUGAGGUGACUGGAUUUUUAAG
Diceros bicornis minor is the source of this 1281-nucleotide messenger RNA. It is a transcript of the gene HIBCH, whose product is annotated as 3-hydroxyisobutyryl-CoA hydrolase. Lineage: Eukaryota; Metazoa; Chordata; Mammalia; Perissodactyla; Rhinocerotidae. Gene Ontology annotation, biological process: L-valine catabolic process. Gene Ontology annotation, molecular function: 3-hydroxyisobutyryl-CoA hydrolase activity. The transcript has 14 exons. The record is from RefSeq and is a predicted model, not a curated record. The coding region runs from base 187 to 1263 and encodes 358 amino acids. Gene Ontology annotation, cellular component: mitochondrion.